This is a messenger RNA of Talpa occidentalis (Iberian mole), 4093 nucleotides long. It is a transcript of the gene MTHFD1, whose product is annotated as methylenetetrahydrofolate dehydrogenase, cyclohydrolase and formyltetrahydrofolate synthetase 1. Gene Ontology annotation, biological process: tetrahydrofolate interconversion. The record is from RefSeq and is a predicted model, not a curated record. Gene Ontology annotation, cellular component: cytosol. Bases 199 to 3006 code for a protein of 935 amino acids. NCBI's taxonomy places the organism in Eukaryota, Metazoa, Chordata, Mammalia, Eulipotyphla, Talpidae. Gene Ontology annotation, molecular function: methenyltetrahydrofolate cyclohydrolase activity; formate-tetrahydrofolate ligase activity; ATP binding. The transcript is spliced from 28 exons.
CGCGGCCUUCCGGACGGCGCACGCGCAUCCCCACCCCCGUGGGGGUCGGACGCGCCGGGGAGGAGACGCGCACGCGCAGUGGCUUGAGAUCCCCGGGUGGUCUGUUAGCACGUGGGUUGGGUUGUCCCGCGCGGCUGUGCAGGGAAUCGAACCUCACUUUUGCAGGUGUCCAUCGUGGGCAGCGGACUAAAAAAGGCCAUGGCGCCGGCGGAAAUCCUGAACGGGAAGGUGGUCUCUGCGCAAAUAAGGGAGAAACUGAAAAGCCAAGUCACUCAGAUGAGGGAACAAGUACCUGGUUUCACACCAGGCCUGGCAAUUUUACAGGUUGGCGACAGAGAUGAUUCCAAUCUUUAUAUAAAUGUGAAGCUGAAGGCUGCUGAAGAGAUUGGGAUCAAAGCCACUCACAUAAAGUUACCAAGAACGGCCACAGAGUCUGAGGUGCUAAAGUAUAUUACAUCUUUGAAUGAAGACCUUUCUGUACAUGGGUUCAUAGUGCAGCUCCCUUUAGAUUCAGAUAAUCCCAUUGAUACGGAAGCAGUGAUCAAUGCCAUCGCCCCUGAAAAGGAUGUGGAUGGGUUGACUAGCAUCAGUGCCGGAAAACUUGCUAGAGGUGACCUAAAUGACUGUUUUGUCCCUUGUACUCCUAAAGGAUGCUUGGAACUCAUCAAAGAGACAGGGGUGCAGAUUGCUGGAAGGCAUGCUGUGGUGGUCGGGCGCAGUAAAAUAGUCGGGGCCCCAAUGCAUGACUUGCUUCUGUGGAACAAUGCCACAGUGACCACCUGCCACUCCAAGACUGCCAAUCUCGGCGAGGAGGUAAAUAAAGGUGACAUCCUAGUGGUUGCAACAGGUCAGCCAGAAAUGGUGAAAGGGGAAUGGAUCAAACCUGGGGCAAUAGUCAUCGACUGUGGAAUCAAUUACGUCCCAGAUGAUUCAAAACCAAAUGGGAGAAAAGUUGUGGGUGACGUGGCAUACAAUGAGGCCAAAGAACGGGCAGCCUUCAUCACUCCUGUUCCUGGUGGUGUCGGGCCCAUGACGGUGGCAAUGCUGAUGCAGAGCACAGUAGAGAGUGCAAAGCGAUUUCUGGAGAAAUUUAGGCCUGGAAAAUGGACGAUCCAGUAUAACAACCUUAACCUCAAGACACCUGUUCCAAGUGACAUUGACAUAUCACGAUCUUGCAAGCCUAAGUCCAUUGGUAACUUGGCUCGAGAAAUUGGUCUGCUGUCUGAAGAGGUAGAACUGUAUGGCGAGACAAAGGCCAAGGUUUUGUUGUCAGCGCUGGAGCGCCUGAAAUACCAGCCUGAUGGAAAAUAUGUGGUGGUGACUGGAAUAACUCCAACACCCCUGGGAGAAGGAAAAAGCACAACUACCAUUGGACUCGUGCAAGCCAUUGGUGCCCACCUUCAUCAGAACGUCUUUGCGUGUGUGCGCCAGCCUUCCCAGGGCCCCACCUUUGGAAUAAAAGGUGGCGCCGCAGGAGGUGGCUACUCACAGGUCAUUCCUAUGGAAGAGUUUAAUCUCCACCUCACUGGUGACAUCCAUGCCAUCACUGCAGCUAAUAACCUGGUUGCCGCGGCCAUUGAUGCCCGCAUGUUCCAUGAACUGACCCAGACAGACAAGGCUCUCUUUAAUCGUUUGGUACCCUCAGUAAAUGGAGUGCGAAAGUUCUCUGAUAUCCAGAUUCGAAGAUUGCGGAGAUUGGGCAUUGAAAAGACCGAUCCCGCCGCACUUACCGAUGAAGAGAUAAAUAGAUUUGCAAGGCUGGAUAUUGAUCCAGACACUAUAACCUGGCAGAGAGUUUUGGAUACCAAUGAUAGAUUCCUGAGGAAGAUCACAAUUGGACAGGCUCCAACAGAGAAAGGGUACACGCGGACGGCCCAGUUUGAUAUCUCUGUGGCCAGUGAAAUCAUGGCUGUGCUGGCUCUCACCAGUUCUCUGGAAGACAUGAGAGAGAGACUGGGCAAAAUGGUGGUGGCUUCCAGCAAGAAAGGGGAGCCCAUCAGUGCUGAAGACCUGGGAGUGAGUGGUGCGCUGACCGUGCUCAUGAAGGACGCCAUCAAGCCCAAUCUCAUGCAGACAUUAGAGGGCACACCGGUGUUCGUUCACGCUGGGCCAUUUGCUAACAUUGCGCACGGGAAUUCCUCCAUCAUUGCAGACCGUAUUGCACUCAAGCUUGUUGGCCCCGAAGGGUUUGUAGUGACAGAGGCAGGAUUCGGAGCAGACAUUGGAAUGGAAAAGUUUUUUAACAUCAAAUGCCGAUAUUCUGGUCUUCGCCCUCACGUGGUGGUGCUUGUUGCUACUGUCAGGGCCCUGAAAAUGCAUGGUGGUGGCCCCACGGUUACUGCUGGACUGCCUCUUCCUAAGGCUUACAUCGAGGAGAACCUGGAGUUGGUUGAAAAAGGCUUCAGUAACUUGAGGAAACAAAUUGAAAAUGCCAGAAUAUUUGGGGUUCCAGUAGUAGUUGCUGUGAAUGCAUUCAAGACAGAUACUGACACCGAACUGGACCUCGUCAGCCGUCUUGCCAAAGAACAUGGGGCUUUUGAUGCCGUGAAAUGCACUCACUGGGCAGAAGGAGGGAAGGGGGCCUUGGCCCUGGCCCAGGCUGUCCAGAGAGCAGCUCUGGCACCCAGCAAAUUCCAGCUCCUUUAUGAUCUCAAGCUCCCAAUUGAGGAUAAAAUUCGGAUCAUUGCGCAGAAGAUCUAUGGAGCAGACGACAUCGAACUGCUCCCCGAGGCUCAGCACAAAGCUGAAGUCUACACAAAGCAGGGCUUUGGGAAUCUGCCCAUCUGCAUGGCCAAAACACACUUGUCCUUGUCUCAUAAUCCAGAGCAAAAAGGUGUGCCUACAGGCUUUGUCCUGCCCAUUCGUGACAUCCGUGCCAGUGUCGGGGCUGGUUUUCUCUACCCCCUGGUAGGAACGAUGAGCACAAUGCCUGGACUCCCUACCCGGCCUUGUUUCUAUGAUAUCGAUUUAGACCCUGCCACCGAACAGGUGAAUGGACUGUUCUAAACAGAUUCUCCAUUUUCAAGAAACUACUUUGACAAUUUGACCAGGCCUACUGUCAGUUAGGAAGUAUGGAGAAGUCAGGAGAAACUGGCCCUUGUCCUGAUGAUCUACUGGAAUAAAUAGUGGGAGUUACCCCGGAAACCUUCCUACAAUCUUAAUUUCCAUUAUCAUGAACAAAUUAAUAUAAAUCAUGCACAUUUCUAUUUACUGAAGUUCCACAGAAUAAAAGGAAAUAAUUUUGCUAUAAGUGUUUUAAGUAUAAACUGUAGUGUUAGCGACCUGGACUGGAAUAUCUCUGUCACCCUUUGGGAACCCAUUUGCCAGGUAGACCUCUGGGGCUGAAGAAACAAGUUGCAGUAUGUACUUUAUGACACUGUUGUGUUUAAAUGGGGGUGUGGGGGCAUGAUUGCCUUUUUUGGGAAGAACAUAUAAUCAGGAGAGACCUAAGUGCCUUUCUGUUGUUCAUAUACCUUUCUGUUGUUUGAUUUUUUUUUUUUUAAUUUUUUUAAUCUGAGAAAGUAUUGCUUCUGCAGGUUUUUGUUGUGAAUUUCUUGGAAUUCCCUUUUCUGUCCCAGCUCUAGUGUUUUUUAUUUAAAGUUUUCAGGAAGGAUGGUUGUAGAACUCUGAACUAAAAGAUCUGUUGGUUCUGCUGUGUUGAUUGAGCAAAUGUUUAUUGAGCUUCUCUGUGUGUCCAGGCUCUGUGAACACCCCUAUAGGAUGUUAUUUCUCUUCUUUCUUUUUUAUCUUCCAUCUCUGUUCUUCCUCUUCAUUUUCCCCUCCCUUUUCCUCCUAUCUUCCAACAUUGACCACUUCCAUUUGCGAACUGGAAACACAGGUUCACAUAAUGGUAUACAAGGGAAGGGGGAUGGAGGUCUCUACAAUGUAAGAAUUAUUACCAAGGAAAUAUAAACCAUAUUUGGUAGCUACAGACCCAGGCAGUGGGUAGAUAGGGACCAGGAGGGAAGAAGUGGUAUGAUCAGGAGAGAUCAGAUAAAUAUGAGUUCAGUUAAUAUGCAAGCUAUUUUAUUGGCACACAGUAUCGGGUGAUAUUAACAAGAUAAGCUGUGGGUAGAAUAAUUUCUCAUGAGAU